Messenger RNA from Ochotona princeps (American pika), 4034 nucleotides. RefSeq names its product Rho guanine nucleotide exchange factor 10 (gene ARHGEF10). Lineage: Eukaryota; Metazoa; Chordata; Mammalia; Lagomorpha; Ochotonidae. The transcript is spliced from 27 exons. The coding region runs from base 98 to 4015 and encodes 1305 amino acids. The record is from RefSeq and is a predicted model, not a curated record. Gene Ontology annotation, cellular component: centrosome. Gene Ontology annotation, biological process: actin cytoskeleton organization; mitotic spindle assembly; positive regulation of stress fiber assembly. Gene Ontology annotation, molecular function: guanyl-nucleotide exchange factor activity; protein binding.
GUUCUUCUCGUCUAAGACCUCACAGGCAAGGGCAUGACUGACCCCGGAACCUGAUGACCCCAACCGUGCUCCUGGCAGGGGCUCACGUCACUGCAGCAUGGACCAGCAAGAGGCUCCACCCCCCGUCCUCACAGAAGGUGAUGUGAAGUAUGACACCAACAACAAUGAGGAGGAGGAGGGAGAGCAGUUCGACUUCGACAGCGGAGAUGAAGUCCCAGAGGCCGACCGGGGAGGAAAUCUUUCUGGCCUCGAGGAAGCUGGGAGUGCAGAGGCUGCCAGCUCCUGUGGGCAUGAGAAGGGGACUGAGAAGGCAGCUGACAUGGUGGCAGAACCAGUGAAGCCUGUGGCCCUGAUGAAAGUGAACCCAUACUCGGUCAUUGACAUCACGCCACUCCAGGACGACCCACCCCUGACCCCGGACCCUCGUGUUGAAGAGGACAGCUUUGGCCCACACCUGCCCAGUGGAUACUCAGUGCCCGUGCCCUGUGGUUAUGCUGUGCCCUCCAGCCUGCCCCUCUUGCUGCCUGCCUACUCCAGUCCAGUCAUUAUCCGGGCCACGUCCAUGGAGGAGGAAGAAACUCCAGAGUCCUCCGAUCACCCCUUCAAAUGUCUCAGCUCCGAGGACCCUCCAAACAGCGACGACCAGGCCAGGAAGGAAGAUAGCGCCCUGGCUCGCUGGGUGGCAGACCCUGCCAACAUGGCAUGGAUGGAGAACCCAGAAGAAGCUGUCUACGAUGACGUUCCGCAGGAGAAUUCGGACUCCGAGCCAGACGAGAUGAUUUAUGAUGACGUGGAGAACGGAGAUGAAGGUGGGAACAGCUCUCUGGAGUAUGGGUGGAGCUCGAGUGAAUUUGAGAGUUACGAAGAGCAGAGUGACUCCGAGUGUAAGAAUGGGAUUCCGCGGUCCUUUCUGCGCAGCAGCCACAAAAAGCAGAUGCAGAAGCUCAUGAAGGCGGCAAGGGAAGGGACAAAAGAUGGCCUCGAGAAGACCAAAGCUGCCGUCAGGAGGGGUCGCUCGUUCAUCAGGACCAAAUCGCUCAUCUCCCAAGAUCACAGGUCUAGCCUGGAGGAAGAGCAGAACCUAUUCAUUGAUGUGGACUGCAGGCACCCCGAGGCUGUGCUAAUGCCCAUGCCCGAAGGUCUCUCUCCGCAGCAGGUGGUGAGAAGGUACAUCCUGGGUUCAGUGGUGGACAGUGAGAAGAACUACGUGGAUGCUCUGAAGAGGAUCUUGGAGCAGUAUGAGAGGCCGCUGUCCGAGAUGGAGCCACGGCUGCUGAGCGACCGGAAGCUGAGGACGGUGUUCCACCGUGUCAAGGAGAUCCUGCAGUGCCACUCCAUGUUCCAGAUUGCGCUGGCCAGCCGUGUGUCCGAGUGGGAUGCUGUGGAGAUGAUUGGUGACGUCUUUGUGGCCUCGUUUUCCAAGUCCAUGGUGCUGGACGCCUACAGUGAGUAUGUGAACAACUUCAGCACUGCAGUUGCCAUUCUGAAGAAGACAUGUGCCACCAAGCCUGCCUUCCUCGAGUUCUUGAAGCAGAGCCAGGAGUCGGGUCCCGACCGCGUCACGCUCUAUAGCUUGAUGAUGAAACCCAUCCAGAGGUUCCCACAGUUCAUCCUCUUGCUGCAGGACAUGCUGAAGAACACGGCCAAAGGCCACCCUGACCGGCUGCCCCUGCAGAUGGCACUGACGGAGCUAGAGACCCUGGCCGAGAAGCUGAACGAGAGGAAGCGAGAUGCUGACCAGCGCUGUGAGAUGAAGCAGAUGGCCAAAGCCAUCAACGAGCGAUACCUGAACAAGCUCCUCAGCAGUGGGAACCGCCACCUCCUGCGGUCAGACGACAUGAUAGAAACUGUCUACAACGACAGAGGCGAGAUCCUGAAGACCAAGGAGCGCCGGCUCUUCAUGCUGAACGACGUGCUGAUGUGUGCCACGGUCAGCUCCCGUGCCUCCCAUGAGGGCAGCUUGGUGGCCAGCCAGCGGUACCUGCUCAAGUGGAGUGUCCCUCUAGGGCACGUGCAGGUGGUGGAGUAUGGCAGCGGCCCAGGCCCCGGAGAACCAGGCAGGCUCCCCAUGGUACACCCACCCGAGAGCCUGGCCGUGGUCGCCAACGUGAAGCCACACAAGGUGUGUGUGGGCCCAGGGCAGCUCUAUCAGGACCUGCAGAACUUGCUGCAUGACCUCAAUGUGGUUGGCCAGAUCUCCCAGCUGGUUGGAAACCUCAGAGGGAACUACCAGAACUUGAACCAGGCGGUGGCCCAUGACUGGAGCUCGGGCCUGCAGAGACUCAUCCUGAAGAAAGAGGAGGAGAUCCGGGCUGCUGACCGCUGCCGGAUCCAGCUGCAGCUCCCGGGCAAACAGGACAAGUCAGGGAGGCCCACCUUCUUCACAGCUGUGUUCAACACCUUCACGCCUGCCAUCAAGGAAUCCUGGCUCCACAGCCUGCACAUGGCCAAGCUGGCCCUGGAGGAGGAGAAUCGCAUGGGCUGGUUCUGCGUGGAGGACGACAGCAACCACAUCAGGCGGGAGACACACCCACUCCUUGUAGGGCACACGCCUGUCAUGGUGGCGAAGCAGCCUGAGUUCAAGAUUGAAUGUGCCGCCUACAACCCCGAGCCGGACUUUGGCGAUGAGAGUCAGCCGGACCCCGGCUCGGCCACUGGCGGGUUCCUGUGGAUUGGAAGCUGUACCCACCAGAUGGGCCAGGUGGCUAUUGUUUCUCUGCAGAACUCUGUCCCCAAAGUAAUCGAGUGCUUCAACGUGGAAUCCCGCAUCCUGUGCAUGGUAUACGUGCCAGUGCAGGGCGGGUGGCCGCAGUCUGGCACAGCCCUGGACUCUGAGCCCACAGCUGCCACGGCCUCCAACGUCCCCACUGUCUGCCUGGGCACUGAGGAGGGAAGCAUCUCUGUCUACAAGAGCAGCCAGGGCUCCAAGAAGGUGAGGCUGCAGCACUUCUUCACGCCUGACAAGUCCACGGUCAUGAGCUUGGCCUGCUCGCCCCGGGGGCUGUAUGCUGGGCUGGUCAACGGCACUGUUGCCAGCUACGCCAAGGCCAUAGAUGGCUCCUGGGACUGCGACCCUCGGCACGUGGUCAGGCUGGGUGUCCUGCCGGUCAGGAGCCUGCUGGUGGUGGAAGACGCAGUGUGGGCAGCAUCUGGGGGUCAGGUCUUCAUCAUCAGCCUGGACACUCAUGCUGUGGAGGGUCAGCUGGAGGCCCACCAGGAAGAGGGCAUGGUCAUCUCCCACAUGGCUGUGGCCGGUGUGGGCCUCUGGAUCGCCUUCACCACAGGCUCCACGCUCCGCCUUUUCCACACAGAGACCCUGGAGCACCUGCAGGAUGUGAACAUUGCGGCCCCCGUGCACCACAUGCUGCCAGGACACCAGCGGCUAUCAGUGACCAGCCUGCUCGUCUGCCAUGGCCUGCUGAUGGUGGGCACCAGUCUGGGCAUCAUCGUGGCCUUGCCUGUGCCCCGGCUGCAGGGGAUCCCCAAAGUGACCGGACGAGGCAUGGUGUCUUACCAUGCUCAUAGUGGGCCUGUCAAGUUCAUCAUCAUGGCCACAACAUCACACAGGAAUGACAAGGACAGAACAAGGGAGAGCCCACUGCUGGACCAAGAGCCACAGGAAGAUGACCCAAGGGAUGCUCCUGCCAGCGAGGAAGCCGGGCCUGGGACAGACCAGGACAAGCCUGGGGUGGUGGCCAUGUGGCUGGGGGAGUCGGCAGGGUCCCUGACCCACAGGAGUGGUGCAUCAUCGCCGUCUGGCUCGCUCAGCCUGUCCCUCGGCUCCAGCUCCCUGGAACCCAGGCCAGAGGACAGCCUAGCCUGUGACCUCUUGCACCCUGGCAUCUCCCUGAGGAGCGGCCGGGCACGGGUGCCCCGGAGGGCCAGGGCCGGCUCGGUGCUGGUGGUGUGCGGGGGCCAGGGCCACCGGCGGGUGCACCGGAAGGCCAGGCCAGCUCCACAGGAGGAGCCUGUGUCCUCAGUCAUGGUCUGGCAGAUUCCCCUGCUGGGAGUUUAGCGGGGUGGCCGAUGCUGGC